This is a messenger RNA of Lymnaea stagnalis (great pond snail), 1161 nucleotides long. The record is from the annotation of a GenBank genome assembly. Lineage: Eukaryota; Metazoa; Mollusca; Gastropoda; Lymnaeidae.
GACAAAUGUCAACAAGCUUGCAACAACACUGAAGGUGGAUUUAGAUGUUCAUGUAAUUCUGGAUUGUAUCUUGAUACAGAUGGACAGUCUUGUCGGGGUAUUGCUUCUUUUAUUGCUUAGAAUAAAAAAUAAUAAAAUAUUCAAAACAAUUUAACAUGCAUUUUACUAUAGUUUUUUAAAAUCAUUUCCUGAGAAAAAUUAAAUAUACAUUGGUAAAUCUUGAUUAUUCUAAUGAAAUAUUAAGUAGAUAAAUUAUUUGGAAGCCUUUUACAAAAAUAGAAAUACAAAAAGGAUUAGGCUUAAUGUUAAGGUUAGUCCUAUAUGAUAACAACUUUUGUAGGCCUGUUAUAAAAUGAUAGUUUACUUCAAAAUGUUAAAUAACUUCAACUGAUUUUUUUAUAUGUUUACAAUAAAUAAUAAAUGUAAAAAUAAGUCUAAUUAAAUGAAUAAUAUUUUCUUUUUUUGAGUUUUAUGCUCCUGAAAUGCUUCUACCAGUAAAACGUCUUGUAGAAAGCCAUGAUCUUGUGGGUUAAAAAAAAAGGAUUUUCUAAAAAAUGUUUAACUAUUCAUCAAGUAAGUUACAUCACAUAACUUGGUCAAAUAUUUUUCUCCCACAGCCACCAAAGCUUGUAUAAGUAAAAUCAAUUGUCAACAUGAAUGUGCCAAUGUCAAUGAUAUUGAUGUUUGUUUCUGUCCGAAAGGUCAGAAGCUGUCUUCUGACUCUUUGAACUGUGAAGGUAAGCAUAAAGCUAUUAACUUUAACUUAAUUCCUUCUGUUUCUAAUUUCUAAUAAACUGACCAACUGAUCCCAUCAAAAUUGAGACUAUCCAUAUUCAAUAGACUGAAAGAAUCUCUACAAAUAUCAUCAGUUAUCAAAAUCAUCAAAACUUAGGUGAAAAAUGUUUAGUAUUUGAAAUUACCUGUUAUUUUACCACUAACAAUGUUGUCCGUAAGUAAAGCUAUAAAAUUUAAUUUGGGCAGCAUUUCGUCAUCUUUUAUUUGAUCUCUUGCAUGUUUGAAAGUUAAUGUGCUUAUUGGUAAAUAGAAACAUUUUUUUAAUUUGUAUUUCAGAUGUUGAUCUUUGUAAAGCAAAUGUAUGUCAAGAGGGGUGUAUUGAAAUAAUGGACAAUACAAGCAUGUCAUGCACAUGUAACCUUGGAA